This is a messenger RNA of Ceutorhynchus assimilis (cabbage seed weevil), 1926 nucleotides long. The record is from the annotation of a GenBank genome assembly. Lineage: Eukaryota; Metazoa; Arthropoda; Insecta; Coleoptera; Curculionidae.
GCAGCUUCCCCUAGCUAGCUGAUCUCAUCUCAGUUGCGACACAAAAAGUAAAUCAAAUGCAUUUGACUUUAAAGUUUUUAUUAUGAAAAGGCAAAACGUAAGAACACUAUCUUUAGUAGUGACAACAUUUACAUAUCUUUUAAUUGGUGCUGCUGUCUUCGAUGCUCUCGAGUCCAAAGAGGAAGAAAAAAGAGAUCAAUUAUUGAAAGUAUCUUCAAGCUCACUCAAAACAAAAUACAACAUUACCGAAGAAGACUACAAAAUGAUCGAAUUAAUGAUAAUCGAAUAUAAACCUCAUAAAGCCGGUCCUCAAUGGAAAUUUGCCGGGUCUUUUUACUUUGCUACUGUUGUCUUAGCUAUGAUUGGUUACGGUCAUUCUACACCUGUAACUGCUGGAGGUAAAGCAUUCUGCAUGGCUUAUGCAAUGAUUGGAAUACCUCUGGGACUUAUCAUGUUCCAAAGUAUCGGUGAACGUCUUAAUAAAGUAGCCUCAAUAAUAAUUCGUCACAUUAAAAAAUACUUGAAAUGUGACAAAAUCGAAGCAACAGAAAUGAACUUAAUGUUUGCAACUGGUAUGCUUUCUACGAUUAUUAUAACAACAGGAGCUGCCGUGUUUUCUAGAUAUGAAGGAUGGACAUAUUUUGAUAGUUUUUACUACUGUUUUGUUACUUUAACUACAAUCGGAUUUGGCGACUACGUGGCUUUGCAAAACGACAAUGCUCUAAUCAAUAAGCCUGGAUAUGUAACAUUGAGUUUAGUGUUCAUUUUAUUUGGCUUGGCAGUUGUUGCUGCCAGUAUUAAUUUACUUGUACUCAAAUUUAUGACAAUUGGUCCUGAAGAAAGUAGAAAAGACGAUCAAGAUCUCCAAUCGUCUUCGCAUCAUGUUUUUGCUUUAGAUGGCGAAAUGAUGAACGCUAAUGGGAAGUUACUUGCUGGGCAUCAUAACUUCAUCGAUGAUGAUUUCGAUCAAGCGUCAGUCUGCUCUUGCAACUGCCUUGGAUUAAAUCAUGCAGAUAAUGAAAGGCUACUUUUAGAUAAUUGCUAUCAUCCUUCAAACAUUCUACUGAACGCAAGUUUGACUACAAAGAGAGCUUCUGUGUGACAUUUUCUGUUGAAAAAGAAGAAUAGCAUUUGAAUAAAUCAUCAGAGGAGAAACUCAAUAAACGCAAAGCAGAUAAUUAUUGAUUAUGAGCUGGCUUUCUCAUCAAUUCCUAGGGAACUAGAAAUUUGAUUGGAAAAUCUUAAUUAAGAAUGAGCAGUUAGAAACGCUUAUCAAAUUUCUAUAUUGAUCAGUGGAAACUACAAAAAUAUAAGUUUAAUAGUUGAUGAAGAAAUUUACUCUAAACUUAAAGUUUUUAUGCUACUAAACACCCAUCCAACAUUUAUAUUGGGAGAUUUCAACUUCCCCAACAUAAAAUAGGAAAAUCUAAUCGUUUUCCCACCAGAUAAAAAAAAAACUGAUGAUUUUAUGGAUAUGUACCAAAAAUCAAGCGCAUCUCAAAUAAUAAAUUUUCAACGGACAGAUUGACAAGACCUCAAAUAAAAACUUUAAAGGAGAGAAGAAAUAGAGGAGACUUAAUUGAAACAUACAAAAUAACCAGUAACUACUAUACUUGCAAUAUCAGAAAUAUCUUUGUAAAAAACCAAAGAACUAUCUUCGUAGGCACUCCUCCAAGAAACUCAAAAAAGAAAAAACUGCAAAACUGCCCUGGGAGAGCAGACAGUGUGAGCAGCAAGUGUCAACGCAUUCAGAAAUAGAUCAGACAAAGAACUCAAGAACUGCGCAGUUAGUAUGAUACACUACAGCACAUAGACAGUUUUCAAUACAAGAAAAACAGAUUUUUAAACGCUUCAUCGGUUUUACCGCCUGCUAUUGGACAGAUGACAUGUUUCAUCCAAGUUUUUCCUACUUCGACCAAAUAGAAU